CCGGUCCCUUGUGUAACAUUUCAUGUUUUAUACUGAUUGUUCAUAACGAAAUAUACAGAAGCCUGAAUCACAUCGUUUACGUGGGAGGUUGGCAGCGGCCGGCCAGAUAACCGGAGUGAUGGCAUCCAUGGGUAACGGGAGGAAGGCUGACUUACCUCUUUCGAGGAGGAAAGAGUCUAAGGCUUCAAAGAGUUAUCGCCUUAUCUGCGCGACAUGGCUGCGGUCAAGGAAACACGGCAACCACUUUUGGAUAAUAAUGCAGGAGGAGAAGGAUCAAGUUCAAUAGCCCCAAAGCCAAAACAACCAAAAACCCCCGCACGAAAAGCCAUUAGAAAGACAUUCAAAGGCACAGCCCAUUUGUCUAAUCUUCUCCCCACGGGGACCGUCCUCGUGUUCCAAAUGUUCUCCCCCGCUUUCACACGCCAAGGGAAGUGCCCGGCCGUCCUCAAUCAAACCAUGACUGUGCUCCUCCUAACUUUCUGCAGCCUUACCUGCUUCCUUAUGCGCUUCACUGACAGCUUGAGGGACGAAAGAGGCAAGGUCCGAUACGGGUUGGCGACAUCUAAAGGGUUGUGGAUUCUCGACGGUUCCAAAAUCACACUUGCGCCGGAGGAGGCAGAUAAAUAUAGGGUAAAGUUCAGAGAUUUUUUCCAUGCCUUCAUGUCCGUACUUGUAUUUGCUGCGGUGGCAAUGUUUGAUAAAAAUGUCGUCAAUUGCUUCUACCCCAAGCCUUCGGAGGAGGCCAGGCAGCUUUUGGUGGCGUUCCCUGUCGGAAUGGGUAUCGCAUGCAGCUUGUUGUUUCUUUUAUUCCCCUCCAGACGCCAUGGAAUUGGCUUCCCUCUCUCUCGAAGCUAGCUUGAGAGAAUAAAAGUCUUGGAAAAUUUAAUACAUUUUUCUUAAAGUGUGUUAUUAUCAUAUAUGUCACAUAUAUGAAAAUUCUUGGAAAUUCUUUCUAUUAAUUCUUUUCUGAUCAAGAUGUAUGGAUACACUCGUUCGAACCCUCAACUCUCCUUUCUUGGUUCAUUGAUAUUGAA
Messenger RNA from Pyrus x bretschneideri (Chinese white pear), 1034 nucleotides. Its product is annotated as protein DMP7-like. The transcript has 2 exons. Gene Ontology annotation, biological process: endomembrane system organization. Lineage: Eukaryota; Viridiplantae; Streptophyta; Magnoliopsida; Rosales; Rosaceae. The record is from RefSeq and is a predicted model, not a curated record. The coding region runs from base 214 to 855 and encodes 213 amino acids.